CUGUUGCAAAACUGGAAGAACUCAAAAUUUAAUCACGUUUAUGUUACACCACCGCUGAGGUUGAUGUAUGCGAUGGAAGGGUGAAAGAUCUUGAGGCAUAAUCGAUGGGAGAGGGAGAGCAGGUGGAUUUUUUGAGCAAUUGCAGCUGCUACGAAAGCGAAACGCCGAUACGAAUGCGAAUCGCGGGACACCGUUAUUGGCUGCGCCGAUACAAGGACAGCCAUCGGAUGUCGGAUCCCGUAGAUUCAAGGUCAGUCGGCACAGCAGCAGCGCAAAUGCACGAAUAUGUGCGUCGUCAUAUGGUGCGAGUGACGAAGGUAAAAAGAACCUCGGUUGAGACAUGUCCAGUAACAGAAACAGCUGCAGAUAUCAGUAAAGCCAGCUACGAGCACCGUUGCCGAUGAUUCCAUGUAAUAAUACCAUCUUCCCGACUCGACACCGUACCUCAUACGCUAUGUCCCAUGAGUAUUACCGCAUAGUAACAGUAUGAGCAUACCUGUACAAGAGGCAUAUAGAUACGGUGUGAGCCAAGAUCUGGUGCGUCGUCCACCCCCGUAUAAAUGGUCGUCGACGAGCAUAUGGCAAAUAAGAUGGGACUCUCAUGGGAUGUUCCGAUUUAUCCCGACCAGAGUGAAUUCGAACGUGAAAACCGAGGUGCGGUUAUCUCCGAUAGCUAGUCGAUCGUCCUCCUCGUCCUCGUCAUCUUUGGUGAAGGGGCCUGGCGUGAAAUUUCCCGAGUACAUCUGUCCGAAAACCGAUCUUGGAAAUUUUGCCCAGAUCUUCAGCAUCCCCUGCAAAAGUCACGCCGAAUGUCUCUUCCUAGGGACGGAUCAACUUUGCUGCAAAAGGUCGUGCAGGAAGGGGAUUCUUGCCCCGCCAAAGGAACCCCAACACCGACCCGUUUUGGGAGUGAGUCGUAUGUGCCCCAAGGAACCGGUGCCCGAAUUUCUACCCGUUAAAAAAUGCCAAACUGAUUUCGACUGCGAAGAAGAAAGACGAGUCUGCUGCCCGGACAAGGACCUUAAACUUUACUGUCGAACUGCAGCCCCCGUUUGGACGCAGCUUCCCUUUCCACGUACCCAUGCUCCUCUGAUGUCCCUAAUCGGAUACUUGCAGUGCCAAAUGGCUCCACCACCGGUUCUAGACUUGUUUCCACAACCCUGUAAUCGAACCAUUGAUUGUUUUCCAAAUCUAUGUUGUCAAGAAGGCUCUAGCAAAUUUUGUAGACCACCCAAGAAAUCUAUGCUAGCUUUAGUUGCUCAGGCGACGCAGAGAUUUGCAAAGGGUUGAAGGAACAGAGAAUAAGUGACCGAGAUAUGCGCCAGUUGAAUGCAAUACGUAAAUAUUUAUGUAUUAUUUAUCCUGAAAAGGUGCUCAAUUUGUAUAUAGCAAAGGAAGAGAGAAAAAUAACUAUUUUUUGUUUUUGA
This is a messenger RNA of Athalia rosae (coleseed sawfly), 1427 nucleotides long. RefSeq lists its product as uncharacterized. The record is from RefSeq and is a predicted model, not a curated record. The transcript is spliced from 7 exons. The coding region runs from base 487 to 1290 and encodes 267 amino acids. NCBI's taxonomy places the organism in Eukaryota, Metazoa, Arthropoda, Insecta, Hymenoptera, Athaliidae.